Messenger RNA from Alligator mississippiensis (American alligator), 727 nucleotides. RefSeq names its product mitochondrial assembly of ribosomal large subunit 1 (gene MALSU1). The record is from RefSeq and is a predicted model, not a curated record. Gene Ontology annotation, molecular function: ribosomal large subunit binding. The transcript has 4 exons. Gene Ontology annotation, cellular component: mitochondrion. NCBI's taxonomy places the organism in Eukaryota, Metazoa, Chordata, Crocodylia, Alligatoridae. Bases 28 to 624 code for a protein of 198 amino acids. Gene Ontology annotation, biological process: negative regulation of ribosome biogenesis; negative regulation of translation.
UGGCGCCGGCGCGGUUGAGCGGCUGGCAUGUGGGCGCGGGGACGCUGGCUCGGUCGGUUGCUGCUGCCGUUGGCAGCCGCUCGCGCCCUGAAGGCGCCUUGCCGACGGCUCGGCCCGGGCUCCGCGGGCUGCGGACUGCAGCCGGGGGUGGCCGCUGGCCGGGCUCUGGGCAGCGGCGAGGAGAAAGUGGCGUGCGGGGCACCAGGUCAAACGCUUUCCAACUUCAAUAUUGAUUUUGUUGUAACUUUACUGAGGCAGGAAAAUGCCAAAGACAUUUGUGUCAUUCAGGUGCCUCCAGAAUUUAAAUACAGUGACUACUUUAUAAUUGUGAGUGGAACUUCUACAAGACAUGUCCAGGCAAUGGCACAAUACUUGCUGAAAAUGUACAAGCAUCUGAAACAAGAUGAUGAUCCUUAUGUCCAGAUUGAAGGGAAAGACACAGAGGACUGGAUGUGCAUUGAUUUUGGUAGCAUGGUGAUCCAUCUCAUGCUUCCAGAGACGAGAGAGACUUAUGAAUUGGAAAAGUUAUGGACCCUCCGCUCUUAUGAUGACCAGUUAGCACAGAUUGUUCCAGAGUCAUUACCAGAUGACUUCAUAUUUGGACUCGAAUCUCAACAACAGUGAUCAAAAUCUUUCUUUCAGGAAAAAAAUGUCAUAUGUAUAAUACAGCUAACAGCAUUCACCACUUCAGGAUUUAAAUAAAACUGAAUUAGUUUUUGGUUGCAAA